ACCACACAAAAAUCAAAUCUUUUCUCUCUUUUCUUUCUGAAAUUUUCUAAUUCGCCAUUGACAACUGAACACGACCGUAAAGUCAUAAAGAUUUGUCUCUUUUAAAAAAAAGCACAGACUCUUCAUAUGAUCUCUCUUCAUCUCUCUCUUUCCUCCAAGCUUUUCUCAUGGUUUCUUUCUUCUCCACCCUCUCUUUCUUCUUCGUCUUCCUUCUCUGCAUCCAUGUCUCUGCCGCCGCAGAUACGAUCUCCGCUAACUUCACACUCUCCGGAGACCAGACACUUGUCUCCUCCAACGGAACUUUCAAAAUGGGUUUCUUCAAACCUGGCAAUUCCACAAACUUCUACAUAGGUAUGUGGUACCAACAACUCUCUAUUCAAACAAUCGUAUGGGUAGCUAACCGUGACAAACCAGUCUCCGACAAGAACACAUCACUUCUCACAAUCUCCGACGACGGUAACUUAGUCUUACUCGACAAUAACAACUUAGUCUGGUCCACCGGUCUCAACUCCUCCUCCUCCUCCUCUGCUCUCGAGGCAGUCUUGCAAGACGACGGCAAUCUCGUCCUCAGAGACGACUCGGGCUCUCUCCUAUGGCAAAGCUUCGAUCACCCGGGCGACACGUGGCUCCCCGGUGUCAAAAUCAGGUACGACAAACGAACCAAGAAGAGUCAACGACUCACGUCGUGGAAGAACACCGAAGACCCGUCGCCUGGUCUGUUCUCCCUCGAGCUAGACGUGUCCACAGCUUACAAGAUCCUCUGGAACGGGUCGACCCAGUACUGGUCGAGCGGUCCUUGGAACCCUCAGAGCAAGAUCUUCGACUCGGUGCCGGAGAUGAGACUCAACUACAUCUACAACUUCAGCUUCGUCACCAGCGACACGGAGUCGUACUUCACUUACUCCCUCUAUAACCACGCGAACGUCUCGAGAUUCGCCAUGGACGUUUCGGGACAGAUCAAGCAGUUCACUUGGCUGAACAACAACAACCAGUGGAACCUCUUCUGGUCUCAGCCUCGGCAACAGUGCCAAGUGUAUGCUUACUGCGGCUCCUUCGGGAUUUGCAACGACAAGUCUCAGCCUUUUUGCCAGUGCCCUCAUGGUUUUAGCCCCGUGUCGCGAAAAGACUGGGACUUGAAGGAUUACUCCGCGGGCUGCGUCAGAAACACCGAGCUGCGAUGCUCUAGUCGUGGAGAGAUCAACGAGUUUCUUCCUCUUACCAACGUGAAGUUACCUGACAACAACAACUCAGAGGAACUAGUAUCAACGAGGUGCAGAUCAGCUUGUCUAGGGGACUGUUCUUGUAUGGCUUAUGCACAAAGCUCGAACCGAUGUUUGAUGUGGAGUAAAGAUGUGUUGAAUCUUCAGCAACUAGAGGAAGAUAACAGCGAGGGGAGUACGUUUUAUCUUAGACUCUCUGCUUCCGACAUGCCUAGUGGUUCUCCUUCUGGUAAGGGUAACAAAGUGAUGAUAAUCGGCGCGGUUCUAGGGUCGUUAGGGGUGAUCGCUCUUGUUACGUUGGCUGUCGUAUUAAUCUUGAGGAACCUUAGGAUGAAGAGAAUGAGAGGUGAGAAGAGUGAUGGUACGUUGGCUGCGUUUAGCUAUAGAGAGUUACAGAACGCGACUAAGAACUUCUCGGAGAAGCUAGGAGGAGGAGGUUUCGGGUCCGUGUUCAAAGGAGUUUUACAAGAUUCUAGCGUCGUUGCUGUGAAGAGGCUCGAGGGUAUUAGCCAAGGAGAGAAGCAGUUUCGGACCGAAGUCGUGACGAUAGGAACGAUCCAACAUGUGAACCUAGUGAGGCUUCGCGGGUUUUGCUCCGAAGGAAACAAGAAAGUGCUUGUGUAUGAUUACAUGGCUAACGGUUCUUUGGAUUCUCAUCUUUUCAUCAGCCAAAAGGCCGUCCUCGGGUGGAAACAGCGGUACCAGAUCGCGUUAGGGACGGCUAGAGGGUUGGCUUACUUGCAUGAUGAGUGUAGAGACUGCAUCAUUCAUUGCGACAUCAAACCCGAAAAUAUCUUGUUAGAUUCGCAGUUCGGUGCCAAAGUUGCUGAUUUCGGUUUAGCGAAGCUCGUGGGCCGAGAUUUCAGCAGGGUUUUGACGACGAUGAGAGGCACUAGAGGCUAUCUUGCACCGGAAUGGAUCUCCGGAGUGGCGAUUACAGCGAAAGCCGAUGUUUACAGCUACGGGAUGAUGCUGUUCGAGAUUGUUUCGGGGAGGAGAAACACUGAGCAGGCGGAGAACGAGAAGGUCAGAUUCUUUCCUAGUGUGGCCGCUACCGUGGUCACCAAAGAUGAAGACAUCCGCUCGCUGCUUGACCCGAGACUAGAAGGGGAGUCCGUGGAUAUAGAGGAGCUGACUAGAGCUUGUAAAGUGGCGUGUUGGUGCAUACAGGACGAGGAGAGUCAUAGACCAGCGAUGAGUCAAGUUGUACAGAUUCUUGAAGGUGUUUUGGAAGUGAAUACGCCGCCGUUUCCGAGAUCGAUCCAGGCUUUAGUUGAAAACGAUGGAUCUGUUGUCUUCUUCACUGAGUCGUCAUCUUCAUCAAGCCAUAAUUCUUCACAGAAACAGAGCCAUUCUUCUUCUUCCUCUUCUUCCAAGAAAACGACCAAUAAUAACUCUUCGGCUUAGUUUAGUAUUGUAAACGGGUUGUGUUAUGAAUUGUGUAAUAUUUAGUAUAUGUUUAAUAAGUUGUGAGAGGAAUCACUUAAUUUUCCUUCAUUGUAUAAUUAUUUAUUUGUUACAGAUUUAUGUAAACUUUCAUUUCUUAAACCUCAUCUUUCUGAUU
Raphanus sativus (radish) is the source of this 2784-nucleotide messenger RNA. Its product is annotated as G-type lectin S-receptor-like serine/threonine-protein kinase At2g19130. The coding region runs from base 168 to 2627 and encodes 819 amino acids. Gene Ontology annotation, molecular function: protein serine/threonine kinase activity; ATP binding. The transcript has a single exon. Lineage: Eukaryota; Viridiplantae; Streptophyta; Magnoliopsida; Brassicales; Brassicaceae. Gene Ontology annotation, biological process: recognition of pollen; protein phosphorylation. The record is from RefSeq and is a predicted model, not a curated record.